CCAAAUCAACCAACCAAAUCGAAUGAUUCGAAUCUUCCGCCGCUCGUGCCAAAACCAGCUCACAUAAGAACACAUUCCCAUGCGCUCUCUUCCUCGCUAGUCGCUAUUCGCCUAUCCCCAACUACCCAAGCAACCAGACGUUCCACUCCGACGGACCACCCGAGGCCUCCGAAACUCCAUGACCCGACCCCAACUCACAGCCCGCGAACCCGAGUCCAAGGCCCGAAAGCCCGCCGGAGCCACCGCCAUGCGCCUCAUAGUGCCUCUACAAGGAGUGGUCCAAGGCCGAGGAGGCCUAAUCCUGGGAUCUCUCAUCCCCUGCGCGCUCUUCUACUUCUUCCAGCUCUACGCGAAACGACACCGCUCUCCCAAAUCCGAUUCCAACCCUGUCUCGCCGUCUCAGUCCUCGCCCAACCUCGCCGAGCUCCAACGCUCGUCUUCGCGGUCCAAUUUGUCGAGCCGCGGGUCUAUAGGCAGGGUCCAGGUCUCGUCUCGGGCCAGCUCGAUUGCGAAACCGAACGACUCUCCGUAUUAUAUCGGGUUGGAUAAGGUUUCGGAAGAUCCAUACGACAGGUUCGAUAAUCCGAAUGGGAUUAUCCAGCUCGGGUUGUCCGAAAACAGACUGUGUUUUGAUUUGAUUGAGAAAUGGGUUUCGGAGAACUUGGAGGAUUCAGUAAUCGGAAGCGACGGUGGUGAUUUGAAUAUUAGUGGAAUCGCGGCGUACCAACCCCACGAUGGAACGAUGGAGUUCAAAGUGGCAAUGGCAGGUUUCAUGUCUCAGGUCAUGGGAAGAGCAGUCACGUUUGACCCGCAGCAAAUGGUGUUAACGUCUGGUGCAACUCCUGCUCUUGAAAUCCUAUGUUUCUGCUUGGCAGACCCUGGAAAUGCAUUUCUUGUCCCCACGCCUUAUUAUCCUGGUUUUGAUAGGGAUAUGAGAUGGCGAACUGGAGUGGAAUUAGUACCGGUUCACUGUCGCAGUACUGACAACUUCAUCAUAAGUAUCUCUGCUCUUGAUCAAGCAUAUAUUCAGGCAAGAAAACGAGGACUAAAAGUUCGCGGGAUUCUAAUCUCCAAUCCUUCAAACCCUGUUGGCAAUCUGCUACCUCGGGAAACACUCUACAAUCUUUUAGACUUUGCCCAAGAGAAGAACAUCCAUAUUAUCUCUGAUGAAAUAUUUGCGGGGUCUACGUAUGGAAGCGAGGAGUUUGUAAGCAUGGCUGAAAUUCUUGAUUCGGAAGAUAUUGACAAAAGCAGAAUUCAUAUAGUGUAUGGUCUGUCAAAAGAUCUCUCUCUUCCUGGAUUUAGAGUUGGGGUUAUCUAUUCCUUUAAUGAGAGUGUUUUGGCUGCUGCUAAAAGGUUAACGAGGUUUUCAUCGAUUUCUGCUCCAACCCAGUGUCUUGUAACUUCAAUGCUUUCAGAUACAAGAUUUACAUUGGCAUAUAUUGAGACCAACAAGAAGAGGAUAUGGGAAAUGCAUGAGUUGUUUGUAGCAGGCUUGAAACAAUUGGGAAUCAAGUGUACAAUGAGUAGUGCUGGUUUAUAUUGUUGGGCUGAUAUGAGUGGAUUAAUUCCUUCUUAUAGUGAGAAAGGGGAACUUGAGUUAUGGGAUAAGCUGUUGAAUUUUGCUAAGAUCAAUGUAACUCCCGGAUCUGCUUGUCAUUGCAUAGAACCAGGAUGGUUCCGGUGUUGUUUUACUACUUUAUCUCAAGAGGAUAUUCCUAUAGUUAUAGAUCGGAUCCGGAAAGUUGCUGACACUUGUAAAUCUUCAAGUUGAAAUACUACAAAUUAGUUUAUGUUCUUGC
Molecule: messenger RNA, 1802 nt
Organism: Alnus glutinosa
Lineage: Eukaryota; Viridiplantae; Streptophyta; Magnoliopsida; Fagales; Betulaceae
Product: probable aminotransferase ACS12
Exons: 4
Coding region: 179-1774 (531 amino acids)
Biological process (GO): amino acid metabolic process; biosynthetic process
Molecular function (GO): L-aspartate:2-oxoglutarate transaminase activity; aromatic-amino-acid:2-oxoglutarate transaminase activity; pyridoxal phosphate binding
Source: RefSeq, a predicted model, not a curated record